AUUUUUGUGGAUCCUGACUCAGAAAGCUAAAACCUUGUUUAUGAUCCGGAUCCUAAGCACUGCCUUUAAUUAAUAAGCUGAGAUGAAUUAUGCCUGGUGUAGAGAGAUGAAUAUGCUUGAACCCCCUUCUCGUAUCUCCUGCAACCUUAUUCUUGGUAUGCACUGCAUACUUUGGGCUGGAAUUCUGCUGAGAAUCCUUGCUAUUGUAUACUCAGGACAAUUACAGAUUCUGGAUUUUAACUCCUUAGUUCGUAUCAUGAGCGGAGACACUAUUCCAGAGAAGGACAGAUUAUCUGCUAGACUUGUUCAUGUUAUUUUGUUUAUUGUUACAUGUCAAGGUAUUCUCCCUCAUGUGUAUGUUCUUGCAAUGACUCGAGAGAACAGUUCUAUCUGGCAGUUUAUUAUUUUGAUCCUAGUUCUCGCUGUAAUUGUCUACAAUCAUGUUAUCAUCUUUAUUACAAGGAAGAUAGUAGUUCAACAGCCUCCGACGCAAGAAGAGAUGAACCUCUUGGUGGAGGUUGUGUCAAGGAUAGAGAGCAUGGUUAAUAGAACUACCCAGGAGGAGGAGGAGGGCGAGGAUAGACAUAUUGGACCCAUCUUACAUCACCAAGAGAACUGUGAAAAGACCCGGCUAUGUUUUCACAGUAGCUUUGCAUACAUGUCGAACAUCUAUCUCUUCAUCCCCCUCGUCAUCACACUCGUCAGGACUCUCUUCACUCUGAGGAUGAGAAAGUGGAUUCUGAAGAUUCAGUUUGUUGGACCGUUCCUUAGUUUCAUAACUUCAACAAGAAUAAGGGACUAUUCAUUCUUUGUCUUUCAGGUUUUCGUUGUUGGAGUAAGUAUAUCUGGAAUGACACAUUUCUCCGAGAAAACUAUCGAUGAAUAUAUUGAGAAGGAUGAAAACUCUCUUUUUUUCGUAUUGUCCUACAUUCUCCUAGAUACCAGGGAGACAUUCUUUUUCAUAUUUCAUAAUUUAAAUGCUAACCUUCUCUCCGUCCUUGGUUUAAUCAGUAUCUUUGGUUUGUAUAUCAGAUACCACAACCUGUACUGUCAAGGGAAGAAUGUGGUGUCAGCGUAUAGGCUGAAAACCAAUAUAAAUAAGUUUAUAGAGGCACACAGGAAUGUUCUGGAGAUUGAUAAUAAGCCGAGUAAAAACAAAUAUCAUCCCAUCACGUGCGGGGUUCAACCGGUCAUCUCAGGACAAAGGAUUUGUUCUUUCGAUACAGAGGAGUAG
Messenger RNA from Eurytemora carolleeae, 1234 nucleotides. RefSeq lists its product as uncharacterized. NCBI's taxonomy places the organism in Eukaryota, Metazoa, Arthropoda, Copepoda, Calanoida, Temoridae. The coding region runs from base 83 to 1234 and encodes 383 amino acids. The transcript has 11 exons. The record is from RefSeq and is a predicted model, not a curated record.